Molecule: messenger RNA, 1110 nt
Organism: Symbiodinium pilosum
Lineage: Eukaryota; Dinophyceae; Suessiales; Symbiodiniaceae
Source: the annotation of a GenBank genome assembly
AUGGCAGCUCCGGCAGAGAGCGAAGCCUUUCUUUCCAGAGAGCUCCCCGCCGUGACCACUCAGCCAGCAUCCAGGAAUGACGCGCGCCGGAUGGUUGCGGUUUUUGGCUGCUCCAUCGCCGGUGUAUUUGUCUGCUCGCUUGCAGUCCUCUGCUUCCUCAGGAGCUCAGUUCCACGAGCCACAUUCCUGCGGGGAUCUGACCUGAUGCAAGGUUACGAGGACACGUGCUUCAAAGUUGGCAUGUACUACGCGGACCCUGCAAGGUUACCCUCGCUGCCGAGAACCGUGCAGCCAGACGCCCAGGCGUGCCAGGCCGAGUGCAUGCUGCAGAUGGGUUGCCAAUAUUUCACGUUCUGGCCGGACGGUGGCUGUCUGCUAACUGGCUGGGGCGCAACGCUGAAGGCUGUUCCUACCCGCUUUGCUCAGACCGUCACGGGGCCAAAGGAAUGCCCCUUGACACCUCCCACAGCCCAGCGUCAACCAUCGUCUGACAGCCACCGCCCUCAGCCCUCAGCAGCCAUGAGCGAGUCUGGAGUGGUGAAGUUCUUCAACGCUGUGGAUAGCUAUGGCUUCAUCCGCCUCAACGGGUGUCCCAAGGGGUCCAAGGGCUCCGACGUCUAUGUGCACCGCAGCGCCAUCGCUGAUGGCAAGCACCUCCUGCGCGGUGAUAAGGUUUGCUUCGAUGUGAUAGAGGAAGACGGGCGAAAGCAAGCCUUGCGAGUGACCGGGGGUACCGGAGGCUGUGGGCUGACAUUUGCAAGUAAUGUGGACCGGUCGCCGAUCAAAGGCCUGCUUGGUUUCGUGAAGAAGUCGUUUCCCAAGGGUUAUGGCUUUAUAAAGCAGGAUGAUGGCGGGUCUGACUUGUUCUUCCAUCAGAACGCCUUAGCGCAAGAAGGCGAGAUGCCUGCAGUUGGCACCCGGGUGCGCUACGACAACUUGUGGGACGAGAAGAGGGGCUGCCGCAAGGCCUUCGAGGUGGUUCUGCUGGAGACCGCAGAGCCUGCACCGAAGGAAGCAGUGCAGGCGGCAGAGGAGGAGGAUGAUGAUCAUGAUGAUGAGGAGUAUGGCUUGGUCAGUAGUGAUGACGAUGAAUGGGAAGUUGUGGCGUAG